AUGGCAGCCAAAUUCACGGAAUCCAAAUGGAAAAGAGUCACGGUUUCCGAGUAUAACCUUCAAAGAAGAAAUGAUUGGUGCUCCUGGGUAGCUGAGGUCCCCGGAACCGCGUAUCUUUAUUCCCCAAACUAUGGUUUAAUUUCGGAAUUGAGCAACAAAUUUGGAGACCAUGAGAUACGCUAUUUCCUGAUGGACGCAGCAGACAUGGUGCUGGUGAACGGUUUACAGGCAGAAAUGGGAUUGGAAAAGUGGAAGAACGUCCAGUUGGAGACAGUCGGAAGUUUAAGGCUUUGGUCGGAAGCGGUGUUCGAGCAUACGGAGACAGAGAAGAAGAAUUUUGUCAUUCGAUCGAUUCCACCAAUAAUAAAAGAGAAAGAUGGAGAAGAGGCUACAGUUUUCAUGGAUGAAGUCGUAGAGAUAAUACAACUUUUGACAAAGCGCCGGGGUCAACCGGUUGGGAACGACUUCCUCGGCACAGCAUGGCGUCAUGGUGAACUAAAAGCUAUUCCACUAUCCCAGUUCAAAACUAUACUGGAGCUCUACGACAUUGACAAAUCCUGCAUCACAAUUGUCGAUGACCCAGCUCACGCGGUCGGAGUGGACUUUCUAUUUGGAAAAGAAGAUCCGUUGAAAGUUCCUACCGAUGAUUUCAAAGGUAUCUUGAGUACGGAACAUGUCGUAUUAACCAUGGUGAAGUCUUUGGUGUGUCCAGUGAAUUGGAGAACGGCAACUGUGGUUGAGAGACAAGAUAUUUAUGAGGAGAUUAACAGAUAUGCUCUCAUGGAUGCGGGAACAUACAUCCCAUAUGACAAUGUCGUGUAUGAAAUCAAAAAAAUCAAAGAAGAACACGAACGUCUUUACUCAAAGGAGGACGACCCCCUCCUAACUCUCCGUGACAGACCCCCAUUAUCUCCCAUCAGUGUCAAACAUUAUAACAAAAUCGCAAGUGCAAUCGGAAUGCCACCUGUUUCAGUAUCACGAAAUAAAUGUUCCGUGUGGUACACACGGAUGAACGUCACCAUCCGCAUAUCCGAUCAAUUCUUAUCCUAUAUAGCGCAAGCAAAUUCGCAGAAUUUCAACACAUCUUUGGACUUCAAACAAGCAUUGAUUAGAGGAUUGUUGUGGAUGGUGCCAAAUACUAAUCGUGUUAAAGUGAAACUUGAUUCGAUUCGCACUCUUGGAAUGAGAGCCAACGUUUUAAACACGCCUUCUCUGAUUCCAAAAUAUUCGGAUAUUCUUACAAAUUCUCAAAUCAAACGAUUUGAAACUCCAAAGAAGCAAUUCUUGAACGAUUCGGAAGCUGACUGCUCUAACUGCAAGAAUUUUGCGAAAAUGGAGAAUGAACUUCAGAAAAAACUUGAAAUUUCGAGAAUCAAACUAGAGGAAAAAGCCAAAGACGUUGACGCUCUUCUACUUCUCAUAAUGGCUCAAGAUAAAGAGUUCGAAAAACUAAACAAAAUAAUAAGUGAUAUGGAAUUUCAAGACGCAUUGAAUCUUAAAGUUGAGGGUAUUGAACGAAGCGCACAUGAAACAUACAAACAGGAAAACGAGCAGCUCAAUUUGAAGAGAGACAAGUUGAAGCACGAGUUGAGCCGAGUCGCAGUCAGUCCCACGGAAGAGUUGUUGGCUGAGAUUCCACUGUUAGAUGAGAGGAUUGAAGAAAUGGCAUCUCAAAUGACCGCAAAACACCAUGGAUCAAAGUUACGUUUUCUGCCUGUUUCAUCAUCAAACAUGGCUUUUGUUAACGGAGAUUUGAAGAAAUCAAUAGCAACUAGACCAGAUGGCUCAGUACUCCAUUCAAAUCACUCUGUUACUUUGGAGAACUUAUCAAACUCAAAAUAUUUCAUAAUAGAUCACGAGAGUUAUAUGUUUUGCACAAUUACCCAGUGUUUUAGGGAUCUCUCAAGUUUGACUACUUUCAUGAAAAGUGUAGGGAGACCACAAAGAAUAUAUCUUCGACGAAUUCCUAUUUCAACGUUUAAAAAUGACGUUGAAUACCGGGUGUUCACUGAUGAUGUUUUGGAGAUGAUUCCUAUUCUUCUGGAGCGCCAACAUGCAAUCUUAGAACCAACAAAAGAUUUACUUCAAACGUUUCAAGAAAAGUGGAAAUCCGAUGAUCGGAAAUUCUAUAACACAAUUAGUUUAUUGGAACUUGUGGGUGUUCUGGAAGAGUUUGAUAUAAAUAAAAACUUGCUCACAAUUUGCCCAGAUGCGGUUUACGAAAGUACUUCUCACAACAUGUUCUUAAAAGGCACCAACCCAAUUGUCCUCUACAGUCCUGAUGGUGGAUUGGUUAUGGAUAUUACUCAAGCAGUCUUCUACACAUUUCAAUCGGUUAUCUGUGGUAUCAAUUUAAAUGUCAAAGUUUGUAAGAUCUGUCAGAGUGACAAGUGCAUGGACAACUACAAGGCAGAAGUGUUAGCUGCGAUGAAGGAAUAUUCAAACUUACGUGAGGGAUCUUAUGUUGUAAAUAAAGAAGUCUCAAAGAAAAUAGAUGUUCUCAAAACGCACUGUUCGUUUAUUAAUCAGAAGAACUUUCCGAAACAAGACUACAUGAUGGUCAAUGAAGAUAUAAUGAAAAGAGAACCUUUGAAGGUUUAUCAAAAUAUCAUAGACUCAUACGAAAUCCCAGAAGAUAUUAGAUGUCCUAAUGCAACAGGACCCGUGACUGCUCCCGUUUGGGCUGGCAGAUAUGUAAUCAUGAAAGCAUGGUCAAAUAAUUUCUUUGGAAGUACCAAUACAAGUAUCAAGAUGUUGGUUUUGGAUGGACUCCUUCAAAAAGUUCCAAAAGAUAUGAAGUGUGCAUAUGAGUUGGAGGAAAAAUGGAUUGCCGAAUUGUCAGAUGGUACGAAGUUUGAAUCAAAUUAUUGUUUUUUGAUUGGAAACAUUUCAAACUUCAAACACUUUGUUCUGGAUAAAGAGGAGAUCCUGACGUUGCUUGUGGUGGCUGAAGAAUUUGAUGAAGAAUACAGCCAAAAGUUCAAAUUGGAGUGUCUUUCGAGUUUAACUAAUUUCACUAAACAUCUUCCAAAGAAAAUAUAUAUUCGAAAGAUUACCCCAACGACGGGAAGUGGAGGCGACUUUAUGAGAGUGUUCACAGAUGACGUCCUUGAAAUAAUUCCUAUUCUCUUAAAGAGACAGAGUAAAAUGGCACAAGAAUCAGAGGAACUUUUGGAGAAGUACAAAGUUAAGUGGGCGACAAAACAGAAUUACGUAUACACCUCAAUCGAUGCUCUCAAAUUUGGCCAAGUACUUGACGAGUUUAACAUCGACAAAAGCGAUAUUACAAUAAUCCCAGACUUUCUACAUCUCCUAACCUCUGACCAUAUGCUUCGUAAAGGUUUUGACCGUAUUGUAACUUUGAGUCAAGACGGAAAACAAGUUAUGGAUAUUUCUCAAGCAGUUUUCUAUAUCUUUCAACAUAGCGUUUGUGGCAUUAAUUUGAGUGUGACUGAUAGAUGUAAAGUACAUUCCAACUGCAUCAAAGACUACAAAAAAUCCGUAUUUGAUGUCAUGAGAGAGUACACAGAGCUACCAGAGGGAUCAUUCGUUUCGAUGGAAAAUCUGGAUGAGAAUAUUGAAAUAUUGAAAAAGCAUUGUACUUUCACCCGCCAGGCGAGCCUUCCAAAAAGAGAUUACCACCAGUACAAUCUCAAUCUGGAUGACACAUGCUCACUGCUGAUUUAUGAAGGGAUCAUUAAUUUUUAUGGAUUACCCAAUCCCUACCAAAACUCUUUGUCGAAAGAAAGUGUUAAGUUGAAAGUCUGGCAAGGAAGAUUAAUUUUAAUGAAAUCAUGGGUUGAACAUUUCUUUGGAAAUUAUAAUAUGGAUAUCAAGCAUUUGGUUUUGGAUGCGUUGUUGUGUAAAGUACCGUUAGAGGAUCGAGCAGAGUACGAGCUAAUGCAUACGCGAGAAAUCAGAAAUGAUGCCUUUGUUACUCACAAUGGAUCGACACAACUGUUCUUAAAUCCACCAAUAAUACGCCCGUGUAGAGAACUCAACAUGAUUGGAAGUAGUUCUCAUCCACAAGUUUUUGAAAUAACUUCAGUUCGUGACGAGGAAACAAUUCGACAGAAAAACAAUGAAAUCGCAGAGCUGAAAUCAAAACUAAUCAGAAUGCCGACGCUGGAGAAGAAGGAAGUGUUCUUGGGAGAACUGGAAAAGAAAUCGAAAAAUAUGGAGAAACAAAUUGAAAUGUUGAGAACAAAUGUGAAGAGGUUGAAGACUUUUGAAGAAAAAGCAAAGAAAUCAAAUGCGUUGGAGAAGAAAGUGAGGAGUCUGGAGAAGGAAAUGGAGACGUUGAGAUCUGGUGGAAAUAAUGAAGAGAAGAUGAAGGAAGCGGAGGGAUUGAAACAAAAAAUAAAAGUUAUGGAGCAGGAAAUUGCAAAUUUUAAUUCGAUGGAGAGAAAUAGAACGGACAAUUUGGAAAAUUUCUCAAAGAAGGCAAAUGAUUUGGAACUGGAAAUAUGUCAAUUAGAGAAUGAAUUGGAGGGAAAAGAUCGAGAGAUUGAAAGUAUGAGGGCGCCAUCUUUCAGAACUAUAUCCGCAUUUCAAAAUAAAGAAAGGAUGGAGAAUAAGCCUGUUAUGAUGAAGCCAAAAAUGGGAGAUGUGGAGCAAGAACUAAGGAAAUUGAAUGCUCAACUGCGCUUUAAAAACGAACGACUCGAACGCGACGCUAAAGAUAACUACUCCAGCAAAUGCAUCCGAUUAGAAACUAUUUUGAAAAAGAAGGAAUCGAUUAUUGAAAAAUUGCAAUCCCAAAAUUUGCGAUGGUCACUUGAAAACAAUUCACUCCGUCUUGGCAACUCCUCAAAAAAGAAUUCCAAAAUGGAGAAAAAAUCCAUAGUACUCAGUCCACAAGAGCAGCUCGCAGAGUUUCAGGCUAUCCAAAAGGAUUUCAAUGGGGAUGAAAUUCUGAAAAAAGCCAGAGACCUGGUAGAGAAAUUAAGUCUAGAUUCUGAUCUAUUGGGUCGAGCAAAGUAUGAGUUGAUUCAAUUGGAAGCUAGUAUUCGGGUUUUCCUUGAAAUUUUAAAGUUGAAUGUUCAACAAAUUGAGAAAACCGAAGCAUGUUUCAAUUUGUUGCCAUUACCCAAAUAUCCAUCACUAUCAAAUAAAUUCCUGGACGAUUAUCGAGAUGAGCAGGAAAUUGACAAUUAA
Molecule: messenger RNA, 5157 nt
Organism: Caenorhabditis remanei
Lineage: Eukaryota; Metazoa; Nematoda; Chromadorea; Rhabditida; Rhabditidae
Exons: 23
Coding region: 1-5157 (1718 amino acids)
Source: RefSeq, a predicted model, not a curated record